AUCCCUUACAUAAUCCAUUUACUCCAAACAAUACACAUCCUUUGUAAAUAAUUUUUCUCUGAAUGUGUUUGAUAUGCUUCCAACAAGUCAACCAAUUCACUUGUAAACAAUAACGGAGUAUGUUUGAUAUACUUCCAACCCUAAUUCGGCAUUUCUUCUCGUUAUCGUGAAAGCCAUGGAGGUUUCUGUAUUUUUGGAUUCAAGUACCACCACCUAUUCUGGAUAGAUCCUUCAUUCGGGUAUUCGAAUUGUUUGGGACAAAAAGUUGCUCCUGGACAAUUCAGGGAAAAAAGAGUGGCAUAAAUAAAAUUAACUGAAAUAGGAGGCUGAUAUGCAUCUUUAGUUUAAUAGUCAUUUGAGUCGAUUCUAUACAAUCCUACAACCAUGGAUCUCCCAAAACCAAAGAAGAGAAGUAACCGCCUCCUCUUAAAGCAGAAGAAAGAAGUAGCUGAAGAUGAGCCCAAGAAUAGAUUUGGUCAUUUGCCGCCAGAAAUUGCCAAGGACAUUCUCUCGAGGCUUCCCAAUGUCCAAUCUAUAAUCCAGUUCAGGUCUGUAUGUCAUUCCUGUGAACUCUGGUCUCAUGAUUCCCAUGUUUUUCGUAUGCACUUCUCUCGGAGUAGUAGUACAGGGUCGAAACUCCUCUAUUUUUAUUCAUCAAAUGAGGAACUCCACUUUGUCGAAUUCUCUGAUAUUAAUGAAGAAGGAUUGAUUGCAAGAAAAAUUCAAAAUGCAUUUGUUGAUCUGACACCAAGAUCGUUUUGGGUGUAUGGCUCAUCCAAUGGCAUUAUGAUAUUACAAGAUCUGCAUAAUUGGAAAUGGAACUGCCUAUAUAAUCCUUUCACAAGGGACUAUAAACUUGUACCCGAACUGGACGGCUCGUCAUCUUUUUCAUAUUGGUGGCCUGCAUGCCAUCCAGUUACCAACGAUUACAAAAUAUUUGCUAUACGCCCCAUGUAUAAUUCGAAGGAAUUUUGGUCAAUGGUCUAUGUAUACAGUAUGAGUAGAAAUGAGUGGACAAAAUUAGGAGAAUUUUCUUUUAAAGUAGAAGAUCAGUCGGAAAAUAAAGGAGUUUUGGUCAAUGGGAGACUCCACUGUCUCACUGUCAAAGGGAAAUUGACUCGUUUUCUUAAUAUAACAUCGAUUGGCAUCAUGGAUUAUUCUGUCAAGGAGGUUCCCAUGCCUGCGGAGGUUAUAUUUAAAAACAGUAAAAGAUCUCAACUUGCUGUUUUAGGGGGAUGUUUGUCGGUUGGCGUAAGAAGAGUUGAUUCAAGGAUGCAUAUUUGGGUGAUGAAAACAUAUGAAAUGGAAUCAUCUUGGGUGAAGCAGUAUGUUUUUGGGGCUGAAUUUCUUAAAUUUGAUCGCAAUUGGAGGAGCCGUGGCAAAGAAAUGUUACGGAUUGUAUGCCUUCUUAACAAGGAAGAAAUCUUGCUUGUUUACGAUGGAUACGGUGGAUAUGGGCAAGGAGAUUUGAUUUCAUACAAUGUUGUUACUAAAGGUUAUAAGACUCUCACUUUUGGGGGAACACUGCAAACAACGUCAUUUAGAACAACGGUUGAUACAUGUUGCUGGUCAGCUUAAAUGAACAUUUCACUCACAUUCUAAUACUGCGUUCUUGCUCGUGGAAAAGAAGCAUUGUCAUAUGGCCUUUCAUAGGUUCACUGUUAUUCACAAUUAUUUUAGACUGAUAUUUUUGGAGAAGCAAUCAACUUAAAAGAAAUUGGUGUGGAGAACUAUGAAAAAUGAACCGUUUGUAAUAUGUUCUUGAUGUCUGUAAAGGUGGUUGACAACUCCUGAAUGGUCGUAUUUUUGUUAUGUUUAGACGGUUUAGUAUAUGAUAAUAAUGUUUCUAAUGAUGAUGUUUGAAGAUCCAUGAUUUUAAACGAUGUCUAGUUUUUUGUUGAUUGUUUUCAAAUACA
Cuscuta epithymum is the source of this 1916-nucleotide messenger RNA. The record is from the annotation of a GenBank genome assembly. Lineage: Eukaryota; Viridiplantae; Streptophyta; Magnoliopsida; Solanales; Convolvulaceae.